GACAAACACAUUGCAUUUACAAAGUCCAAUGCCCACACAGCCAUGUCUGUAUUAACGGAACUCAUUUCUUCCUAAUAAUGUAUUUUGCUAGAGAACCACAUUAAUGGGAUGUAGCUAUAGCCAAGGGACUGCACAAAUUUCUUUCCAGUGUUUUGUUCUCUGGGCAGGAAUUUCCUAAUUUCCCUUACAAGCUGGAGCUUGAACUCUUGACUCUUUUUGUCACAUUAGCCGCCCAAAAGAGAAUAAGAACAUUUCAUUCCAUAACAUAUGAUCAUGGCUGGAAGGAUGUACCUGAUACUUCUUAUUUCUCUACCUGUCGUGCUCCUUCAGCAGGCAGAAAAUGUGUUUGUGACUCAUGAAAAGGCAAACAGCAUUUUACAGAGAUGGAGGCGCGCAAAUUCACCUUUUGAAGAAUUCAAAAAAGGGAACCUUGAAAGAGAGUGUAUGGAGGAAACCUGCAGCUACGAGGAGGCUCGGGAAGUAUUUGAGGAUGACGAAAAAACUAGAGAAUUCUGGAGCAAGCAUUUUGAUGGUGACCAGUGUGAACCUAAUCCCUGUCAGAAUGCUGGCUCAUGUAAGGAUGGGAUUGGUGAAUACACAUGUCUCUGUAGUGCUGGUUAUGAAGGCAAAAAAUGUGAAUCACCUAUACGAAAAAUGUGCAGCUUGAACAAUGGAGGCUGUGACCAGUACUGCAAGGCGGCAGAGAGGGAAGUAAUCUGUUCUUGUGCCCCUGACUAUCAACUGGGAGAUGAUUUGAAAUCCUGCAUUCCAAUUGGGAAAUAUCCGUGUGGGAAGAGAGUUGGCUUCAAAUCCAAGAGGUCAAUACCAGAUGAAGUGGAGAAUCACAGAAAUGGUUCACAGACAAGAAAUAUUACUAUAAAUCCUGCUGAUGCUGCUCCACAAAAUAACACUGACCAAGCAGAAAAUGUGAAUCCUGAACCUUUUGAUAAAAUAAGUGAUUUUGACUAUAACCCUGAUGCAAGAGUUGUGGGCGGACAGGACUGCAAAUAUGGUGAAUGUCCAUGGCAGGCUGUCUUGCUGAGUGAGGAAAAUGUGCCUUUCUGUGGAGGAACAAUCCUGUCUAAACAAUUUAUCCUCACUGCAGCACACUGCAUGAAUCAGACAAAAUACUUCAAAGUUGUUGUAGGAGACUUGAAUACACUUAAGAAUGAAGGUACUGAAUCAACACAUAAGGUGGAAAGGAUCAUUGUACAUCCGAAGUUUGUUAAGCUAACCUAUGAUUUUGAUAUUGCCGUAAUAAAGCUGAAAGAAGCGAUAAACUUCACUGAUAAUAUAAUUCCGGCAUGUCUUCCUGACCCUGAUUUUGCUGAACAAGUCCUGAUGAAAGGCGAUGAGCCAGCCCUGAUAAGCGGCUUUGGGCGUAUUCAUGAACGAGGAGUACAAGCCACAAAGCUGCAGAAGCUCAAAGUCCCCUACAUUACCAGGCAGACCUGCAAAGAGUCCAGCAAAGCCACAAUCACUGAUAACAUGUUCUGUGCUGGGUAUGACUUGGAAAUGAAAGAUGCUUGUCAGGGAGACAGUGGAGGACCACACAUCACCGAAUAUAAAGACGUCUUUUUCGUGACUGGAAUCGUUAGCUGGGGAGAAGGCUGUGCGCAAAAAGGCAAAUAUGGUGUUUACACAAAAGUGUCCAACUUGCAUAAAUGGCUGAAAGGGGUAUUGAAAAGAAACCAAUAGAUCCAGAAGUCGCGUACUUUGCGGAGGCAGAGAUUUAUUUCCACGCUAUACCAAUAUACUCCACUAAACUAACAUUCUAAGGAAAAGUCAUUGCACAUGGAAGGUUCACUUGGAAGUACAAUCCAUAUAAGCGCUUAUAAUGGAUUCAAAGGAAAAUAUACAUGUGCACAGUGUAAGUGUUGCACAACUCCUUGUUGUGUAUUCAGCAUUCAACACAGUAUAACAUUAGUAAGUGAUAAUGUGUACGUAUUGUUCACACAUAUGAUUAUAAGCCCAACACAAGGAAUUCACUUCAUUUACUGGCUAUCUCACCAGCUCUUUAGAAAUACUUGUAAUCAUGUCUGACUAAGCUCUGUUUUCUCAUUCAUAAUGAUAUCUGUCUUACUUAGUUUAUGCAUAGGCCACAUUAUCAUGUUACUUCAGUAAUAGUGGCAGAUGUAAAGCACCAAUAAAAUGAACUUACUAAA
Molecule: messenger RNA, 2165 nt
Organism: Pseudophryne corroboree (corroboree frog)
Lineage: Eukaryota; Metazoa; Chordata; Amphibia; Anura; Myobatrachidae
Gene: F10
Product: coagulation factor X
Exons: 8
Coding region: 268-1698 (476 amino acids)
Biological process (GO): blood coagulation; proteolysis; positive regulation of leukocyte chemotaxis
Cellular component (GO): extracellular region
Molecular function (GO): calcium ion binding; serine-type endopeptidase activity
Source: RefSeq, a predicted model, not a curated record